UUCACGAGGAACGGAGGGGUAGCAUGUGAUACAAACAAGAGCGCAGGGGAUAGAAGUCGGCCUGUCAAGUCGCUGUUCCUCUUUUAUUGUUUUUCUCAGCAUUUAACGUUAAAUCACAUCAUUUCAGAUUUCAGAGCAUCCCCCACUCUUCUCUCUCCUCCCACCUUUUACUCUCUUUCUUCUCCUUCUGACUCUCCCCCUCUCUCUCUAUCCUCUCCUUUUUCUGUAUGUGAUCUCUUCUCCUUGUCUUGGCAUUGAUUUGUAUUUGCAUUGUUUUCUUAUAAAAGCUCCAGAACCAUGUGCUUUUGUUUUGUUUGCUUUUGAGAACAUCUGAAGAAGGAAGAAGAAUCUGUUGGAGUAGAAGCUCACAUGCAACCCCUUUUACUCCCACUAGCUUAGGUGUUUCCUUCUUUUCUUUUUUCCCCUUUUUUUCUCCUUUUUUUUUUGUUUGCCUCGUUUGUAGCAGAGAGUGAUCUUUCAUUCCAAACAACACUGAAGAAAUGACUAAAGAUGAAGACUUUAAGCUCCUCAAGAUCCAGACUUGUGUUCUCAAAGUGAACAUACACUGUGAUGGCUGUAAGCAGAAAGUGAAGAAACUUCUUCAGAGAAUUGAAGGUGUGUACACAGUUAAUAUAGAUGCAGAACAGCAGAGAGUCACAGUUUCAGGAAGUGUGGACUCUGGAACUUUGAUAAAGAAACUGGUCAAAGCUGGUAAACAUGCCGAGCUUUGGUCUCAGAAAAGCAACCAAAACCAAAAACAAAAAACCAACUGCAUCAAAGAUGACAAGAACAACAAAGGCCAAAAGCAAGGUUUGAUCAAGGGACUUGAGGCCUUCAAAACCCAGCAAAAGUUCCCUGCUUUCAGCUCUGAAGAAGAUGAAGAUGAUUUUGAUGAUGAUGAAGAAGACUAUGAAGAAGAAGAGCUUCGGUUUCUCCAGGAGAAAGCGAACCAACUUAGUCUGCUCCGGCAGCAAGCUCUUGAUGCAAGCAAUGCAAAGAAAGGUUUUGGAGCCAUUGCUGCUUCCAACAAUGGCAAGAUCAACAAUAAUGUGGGAAAUGGAAAUGUCCAAAAGAAAGGAAACCCCAAUCAGAAUAUGGGAAUGAAGGGUAGUCCAGGUGGAAUUGAUCAGAAAACCAUAGCAGCUCUGCAAAUGAACAACCCCCAUUUGGUGGGCGGUGGAAAUAUUAAUUCUGGAGAAGUUAAAAGGGGAAAUGACAUCAAAUCCAUGAUGGGUCUUGGUGGGUUUCAUGGAAAUGGUGGUAACGUUGCCGCCACUGCUGCUGCUUUAGGUGGAAAUUCCAAUGCUUUGGGAGGGUUUCAAAUUCAACCCAACAAUGGGUUUCAGGGGUCUUCCACAGGGUUCCCAAACGGUGGAUUUGCAACAGGUCAUCAUCAUCCAUCACCCAUGCUGAUGAAUCUAAAUGGGAACCAUCCAUCACAAAUGAUGAUGAACAUGAACAUGCAGCAGAACAGGCAUGCCCCCAUGCAGCAACCCCAGAUGAUGUAUCACAGGUCUCCUUUUAUUCCGCCCAGCACCGGUUACUACUAUAACUACAGCCCUGCCCCCUCCCCUUACACUCACUGUGACACUAAUUAUAGCGGUGAUCACUCUGCAAGCCAUAUGUUCAGUGAUGAGAACACAAGCAGCUGUUCAAUCAUGUAAUGGGGAUGGGGACUGGGAUAUUGAGUGUGUGAUGGCGUUUUCAUGCAUUGAAUAUUGUCAGUGAGUGGAGUCAGUGGCUUUGACAGUACCCUCUAGUUUGGGGGAAUGGGAUAUGAUGGGUUGGUUUGGGUUGGAACGCCAUGUUUUAUUGUGUAGUUGUUAAGAUGAUGUUUCAUCUUUCCCUUUUCUUUUUAUUGCUCAUCCAGUUCCUGUCUGUUUGCCCUCUCUUUUUUAUGCUUCAGGACAGACUUCGAAACGUGUGGUUUCUGUUUACUAUCAUACUAGUAUUUUUAUUUAUUUUGGUGAA
Vitis riparia (riverbank grape) is the source of this 1971-nucleotide messenger RNA. RefSeq names its product heavy metal-associated isoprenylated plant protein 37-like. Lineage: Eukaryota; Viridiplantae; Streptophyta; Magnoliopsida; Vitales; Vitaceae. The transcript is spliced from 3 exons. The record is from RefSeq and is a predicted model, not a curated record. Bases 501 to 1664 code for a protein of 387 amino acids. Gene Ontology annotation, molecular function: metal ion binding.